AUGGGCAAUUGCUUUGCAUUGCACAAACUCAUCAAGAGAUCACAGUCUCGUUCUCAAUCGACUACAACUAGGCAUGAAAAUGUUUCGAGGAUCAUGAAGGCUACUGGCAAAAUUUUAGAUGACACAAGGCCUGUAAUCAUCAAGGGUUGUGGAAAUAAUGGUGAUCAUUUUUUUCCCGCAUGUAGCUUGGGCUGGCCUAUUAGGGUUGCUAGUGAUCAUGAUUCUCCUACUUCAGUAAGCAUGGAUAACACAAGUGGCACCAAGAGGAUUGAAAUGAUUCUAACAAAGCAACAGCUUCAAGAAUUGGUAUUCAAGAAGAUAUCAGUAGAAGAGAUAUGCUUAAUGGCCAUUCAGAAUGUUUCUUGGUGUGAACGACUCAACUCUUUAUCAAGGUGGCAGCCAGGGCUUCAAACCAUUCCUGAAGAAAGUGAGUAG
Molecule: messenger RNA, 435 nt
Organism: Dovyalis caffra
Lineage: Eukaryota; Viridiplantae; Streptophyta; Magnoliopsida; Malpighiales; Salicaceae
Source: the annotation of a GenBank genome assembly